GGGGCGGGGUCCCGGAGUGCAAGGUGCGGAGGCGGCUGGGAGCUGAGCGACGCUUCCCUUCGCCGCUCGCUCGUGGGGCGGGAGAGCCAGGCGGGCGGCGCGGCCGCGCUGGGCCGGGCAGGGCCGGGCAGGACUCGGGGGCGCGGUGGGGCGCCAUGCGGGGGCCCCUGGCCCCCCUCUUCGGGCCGCGGCCGAAGCUGGUGCUGCUGCCCCUGCUGUUGCUGCUGGCCCACCGGACUCGGUCCCGGGACAGCCCUGGGCCACUGCAGUGCUUUGGAGUUGGACCCUUGGGCGAUCUGAACUGCUCGUGGGAAGCUCUUGGGGACCUCGGAGCACCCUCCACGCUGCACCUCCAGAGCCAGAAGUACCAUUCCAAAAGAACGUGGACCGUGCCAGUGCCCGCCGGGCAGAGCUGGGUGACCAUUCCGAGGGAACAGCUGACCAUGUCUGAUGAACUGCUUGUCUGGGGUACCAAGGCAGGCCAGCCUCUCUGGCCCCCAGUCUUCGUGAAUCUGGAAACCCGAAUGAAGCCAGAUGCACCCAGGCUGUACCCUGACGUGGACUUUUCAGAGGAUGAGCCCCUGGAGGCCACUGUCCAUUGGGCCCCACCUGUGUGGCCACCCCAUAAUGUCAUGGCCUGCCAGUUCUACUAUCGAAGAUGCCAGGGGACGGCCUGGACCCUGCUGGAGCCGGAAUUGAAGUCCAUUCCCCUGGCACCUGUUGAGAUUCAGGACCUGGAGCUGGCCACUGGCUAUGAGGUGCGGGGCCGCUGCCGAAUGGAAAAAGAAGAAAAUCUUUGGAGCGAGUGGAGCCCCGCUUUGUUCUUCCAGACACUGCCCUCUGCUCCAAAAGAUGUAUGGAUAUCUGGGAACCUCUGUGGGACACCAGGCAGACAGGAACCCCUGCUUCUGUGGAAGGACCCGGGGCACUGCGUGCAGAUGAGCUAUAAAGUUUGGUUCCAGGCUGAAGGCCAGGAGCUGAUCCAGAAGACGGCUCCCUGCUGUAGCUCCUUCGUCCCCGCCCUGGCCGAGUGGGUUGGGGUGUCUGCCAUCAAUGCCACGAGCUGGGAGCCUCUUACCAACCUUUCUUUGGCCUGCCUGGGUCCAGAUCUCGCCCCCCGAGGCGUGGUGGUCAGCAGCAUUGCGGGCAGCACAGGGCUGCUGGUGACUUGGCAGCGGGGGUCUGGGGAGUUGCAGGAGCACGUGGUGGACUGGGUUCAAGACGGGGACCGCCUGGAGCACCUCCGCUGGAUCCGGCUCCCCCCUGAGAACCUCAGUGCUCUGUUGCCAGGGAAUUUUGAAGGAGGGGUCCCCUACCGAAUCACAGUGACAGCAGUCUCUCCUUGGGGCGUGGCCCCUGCCCCCUCAGUCUGGAGGUUCAGAGAGGAACUGGUGCCCCUAGCUGGGCCGGUGCUUUGGCGACUCCAGGAUGCCCCUCCAGGGACCCCUGCCAUAGCCUGGGGAGAGGUCCCAAGACAUCAACUCCGGGGCCAUCUCACGCACUACACUGUGUAUGUACAGAGCGGGACCAAGCCUACUGUCUGCAUGAAUGUGAGCCGCAGCACCCGGAACAUCACCCUGCCUGACCUUCCCUGGGGUCCUUGUGAGCUGUGGGUGACCGCAUCCACCAACGCAGGACAGGGGCCACCAGGUCCCAGCCUCCGGCUUCACCUACCAGAUAACAGCCUGAAGUGGAAAGUUCUGCCGGGUGUCUUUCUCCUGUGGGGCUUGCUCCUGACCGGCUGUGGUGUGAGCCUGGCCACAUCUAGAAGGUGCCUCCACCUUCGGCACAAGGUACUGCCCCGCUGGGUCUGGGAGAAGAUUCCUGAUCCGGCCAAUAGCAAUUGUGGCCAGCCCCACGUGGAGGAGGUGCCUCAGGCUCAGCCCCCCAGGGACUUGCCCAUCCUGAAAGUGGAGGAGAUGGAGCCGCUCCCGGUUAUGGAACCCCCCCAGACCUCCACCCAGCUGGGCUCUGGCUAUGAGAAACACUUCCUGCCCACCCCCGAGGAGCUGGGCCUUCUGGGCCCACCCCCAGUUCCCAAAUUCCGGCCUGAACCCAGCCCAGGCCAGGAGAGGGGUGCCCAUUUGACAGACGAAGACACUGAGGCUCAGAGAGGCUGAGUCACUUGCCUGAGGACACCUAGCCAGGAAGAACAGGUUGAAGGACCCCUACAGAGGGAGGGUCUGGCCCUCUGGGGAGUAUAUGGAUGGAGGAGGGAGCAAAGGAACGUGUGUGAAAUCGAGUGGCAGCUGCCUCCCCAGAUCUGUCCUGCUGCUGUUAACAGAAACGGCAGCUGGGCGUCCCCGCUGUCCCACCUGCAGCCAUGCGCAGCCCCGGAUGGAGUUCCCGCCGACGGACUGCGGGCAGGAGUGCCGCGGGCUGAUGCCCAGACGAGGCCCAACGGGGUCUGGGCUCUUCCACACUCACCCUUGCCCAUGAGCUGGACACGCGCGUGCCCGCCAUCCCGCCUUAACUGUACGGGAGAAGGUGGACCACGAAGAGGAAAGGAACCUCCGUUCCAAGUGACUGUGUGACUGUGUGACUCCAAGCCACCCAGAGAAACACCCUUGUAUGUUUUUGUAGCUCCCGUAGCUGGGGCACUGUGUCCGGCAGCCAUGUCUGCUCACACCGACUCCCUGACGCCAGCGGGAGUGAAGCCCUUGCUCUCUCCCCCCGGGAGGUGGUGAGGGGGAUCCGUGCCAAGAGCACACACGCUCAGACUGUC
Messenger RNA from Mustela erminea (ermine), 2725 nucleotides. It is a transcript of the gene IL27RA, whose product is annotated as interleukin 27 receptor subunit alpha. The transcript is spliced from 14 exons. Gene Ontology annotation, molecular function: interleukin-23 binding; interleukin-27 receptor activity; interleukin-12 receptor binding. The record is from RefSeq and is a predicted model, not a curated record. Gene Ontology annotation, biological process: positive regulation of activated T cell proliferation; cytokine-mediated signaling pathway. NCBI's taxonomy places the organism in Eukaryota, Metazoa, Chordata, Mammalia, Carnivora, Mustelidae. Bases 156 to 2120 code for a protein of 654 amino acids. Gene Ontology annotation, cellular component: interleukin-12 receptor complex; external side of plasma membrane; interleukin-23 receptor complex.